CUUUUGGUCUCCAGUGCUCGAUCAUGGCUAUAUAUGCCUAAUCCAUGGCUGCAAAAAUUAACAACUGUUAUAUUCUUUUCUGAUUUCAAAGAUGAUGCAAGUUGAGCCUUUUCAGUACUGGCCUGAAAAUUACAAUUCAACAGACUCACCCCUGGAAGAAAUAGGACUUUAUUUUGCAGAUAAAUAUGCCCAAGAGGGUUGCUUUGAGUUCCCUUCUCCAUCAAUCUCCAUGGAGGAUUUCUCCAAUGAUGGUUCUCCUGUCUUGUUAUCAUCCCCUGUAUAUGAUGAUGACGACUCACAAAAUCUCGCAAUUUAUAGCGAUGAUUCGCCUGUUAUGUUCCCAGUGGAGGAGUAUUUACUAAGUUCGGAUGAUGUUGACAUCCCUCUAAAUGAUCAGUUGAUGGCUGAUGAUUUCGAAGAUUUUUCUGAGUUGAUGGUGAGUGUUACCAGCCCUGUGUCACCACAACUACGUACAGAAGAGGAUGCUAAGAGCCUGAACCUGUCACCGAUAUCAAGCGAGGCAUCAUCUAUUGAUGUCUCAAUUCUCACAUCAGAUCAAACGUCCCUGGUUUUUCCCUCAGAAGACAUGGAGGUUGAUGACCAAUUGAGCCUUCUUCAUCUGCUGAACGCUUAUGGAGAAGCAAUGGGGCUGGAACAGAAAGAUCUAGCAACAGAAAUUAUCCGGCGAUUGACUGAGAAGGCCGGUCCAACCGGCGCAACCCUUGAACGUCUUGCAUAUUAUUUGAUCCAAGCCUUUGAGAAUAAAUUAGACUACCUGAGUCAGGAAUCAAACAAGAACUAUGCGGCGGCUUUCAGAGCCUUCUAUCAGAUUUUCCCUUAUGGAAGGUUUGCUCACUUCACUGCUAAUUCAAUGAUACUAGAAGCUACUCCUCAGGAUGCUGGGAUGGUUCAUAUCAUUGAUUUUGACAUUGGCCAAGGUAUUCAAUGGCCUCCAUUAAUCGAAGCACUUGGGAGAAGAGGUCAACGUUUGGUCCAAUUGACUUCAAUAAAAUGGGAGGAAGAAGAUGGCAGUUACUUUCCUCCCACAGACAGCUUUGAGGAGACAAAGAGGAGGCUAUAUGAACACGCGCGAACUUUUGAUGUGAUAUUGAUGAUAGAAGAGAUGGACAUGGAGAGCUUGGUAACUGAGAUGAAGAUAGCAAAGAAAUGUAGUAGAAGAAAUGAAUGGUUAGCCUUCAACUGCAUGGUUGGUCUCCCUCACAUAGGGAGACUGAGGAGUAAGAAGCAUGUUAAGGAUUUUCUGAAGGUGGCUAAGGACUCGCUCAAUAACACAGGUAUUGUAACUUUUGGGAAUGUAAGUGAAGUAGGAGGAUUAGACUGCGAUGGAAUUGGUUCUUUGUUUGAAGAGAAGUUACUUCAACUCCAAGCAUUUUUCCAAUCAAUGGAGUGGCAUUUUCCAGCUUACCUUUUGGAAGCAAGAGUAGCGAUGGAAUGUCUCUUUAUGGCACCUCAAGUUUCUUCACUAGCUGCCUUUCAGAAUUUAGAAGAAAAUAGUGCCAGGACUGGUGGGGUUCUCUCUGAAAUGGGGUUGAAAGCCUGGAGAUUAUCUAAAUAUAAUCUUAUGGAGGCUAAGGAGCUGGUUAGUGAAGGUAACAGUCUAUAUUGGGUGAAAAAUACAGGCGAAAAUGAGAUGGUUUUGGGCUUUGUGGGAACCUCAUUGGUGAAAGUUUCAAGCUGGAGAUGAGGAAAUGGCUUUGGAAGACAUAUAUAUUACUUAUCUCCCAUGAAAAACAAAAUUAUAUUGUAAAUUUGUAGAGAUUGAUAAAUAGAUGUAAGCUAUAUUAGUUUAGCACACAUUGAUUCAAAGUUCGCUGCAUUAAUUGAUCUGUACCUAUCAUAUUAAGGCAUAUACAAUUAUAAAUUAGAAUGUUAAUUUUUUUUAAUCCA
Mangifera indica (mango) is the source of this 1908-nucleotide messenger RNA. RefSeq names its product protein NODULATION SIGNALING PATHWAY 2-like. Gene Ontology annotation, cellular component: nucleus. The record is from RefSeq and is a predicted model, not a curated record. Gene Ontology annotation, molecular function: DNA-binding transcription factor activity; sequence-specific DNA binding. Lineage: Eukaryota; Viridiplantae; Streptophyta; Magnoliopsida; Sapindales; Anacardiaceae. Gene Ontology annotation, biological process: regulation of DNA-templated transcription. The coding region runs from base 92 to 1705 and encodes 537 amino acids. The transcript has a single exon.